AUGGACAGAUUCAACCGAAUGCUACAGGCCGCCCAGAUGGGCGUGGGCGGUGGACAAGGUGGCGGCGACCAAGUGAACCUCGUCGAUAACUCGGAAACGGUCUAUAUCUCAUCACUGGCACUCCUCAAGAUGUUAAGACAUGGUCGCGCAGGAGUACCGAUGGAAGUCAUGGGCUUGAUGCUCGGAGAAUUCGUCGACGACUUCACAGUGCGAGUAGUAGAUGUCUUCGCCAUGCCACAGUCCGGUACCUCUGUCUCGGUCGAAUCGGUCGAUCCAGUAUUUCAGACAAAGAUGAUGGACAUGCUGCGGCAGACCGGACGGCCAGAGACUGUUGUUGGCUGGUACCACUCACAUCCUGGCUUCGGCUGUUGGCUCUCGAGCGUCGAUAUCAACACACAACAAUCCUUCGAACAGUUGACGCCACGAGCGGUUGCUGUGGUCGUCGAUCCCAUACAGUCCGUCAAAGGCAAGGUCGUCAUCGACGCCUUCCGCCUGAUCAACCCUCAGACUCUCAUGAUGGGGCAAGAGCCGAGACAAACUACCUCAAAUCUGGGCCACCUCAACAAGCCCUCGAUACAAGCCCUCAUCCACGGCCUCAACAGACACUACUACAGCAUCGGCAUUCAGUAUCGGAAAACGGGGUUGGAGGAGAACAUGCUCAUGAAUUUACACAAGGAAGUCUGGACAGAAGGCCUCGAAUUACCAAGCAGCUUCGGAGGCGAGAGAAAGAAGAACGAGGAUAGUCUGAAGAGACUGGUGGACCUGGCAGACGGCUACGAGAAGCGAGUACGGGAGGAGACGGAGCUCACAAAGGAGCAGCUGAAGACAAGAUAUGUGGGCAAAGUCGAUCCGAAAAAGCACAUCGAAGACGUCGGACAGCAAUUGAUCGAAGACAACAUUGUGGCGGUGUCACGGCAAAUGAUCGAUAAGGAGGCUUCGGUGGCGAAGAAGGCUGGUCCGGUCAAUGGGCAUCAUAAUGGGACAAUGGAGGUCCACGAUGAAUGA
Molecule: messenger RNA, 1005 nt
Organism: Cyphellophora attinorum
Lineage: Eukaryota; Fungi; Ascomycota; Eurotiomycetes; Chaetothyriales; Cyphellophoraceae
Product: 26S proteasome regulatory subunit rpn11
Exons: 1
Coding region: 1-1005 (334 amino acids)
Biological process (GO): proteasome-mediated ubiquitin-dependent protein catabolic process; protein deubiquitination
Cellular component (GO): proteasome regulatory particle, lid subcomplex
Molecular function (GO): protein binding; metallopeptidase activity; proteasome binding
Source: RefSeq, a predicted model, not a curated record